Molecule: messenger RNA, 5860 nt
Organism: Calidris pugnax (ruff)
Lineage: Eukaryota; Metazoa; Chordata; Aves; Charadriiformes; Scolopacidae
Gene: GFRA4
Product: GDNF family receptor alpha 4
Exons: 8
Coding region: 414-1709 (431 amino acids)
Biological process (GO): nervous system development
Cellular component (GO): external side of plasma membrane; signaling receptor complex
Molecular function (GO): glial cell-derived neurotrophic factor receptor activity
Source: RefSeq, a predicted model, not a curated record
UGCCCGGCCGCUCGGGCACGGCGGAGCCUGCGCCCCGCCGACAGAAGUUUGCUGCUGAAAGGGGAGGGGGAAAAAAAAAUAAUAAUUAAUAAAUUAAAAAAAAACCAAAACCACAAAGAAGGAAGAGCCCCCUCCUUCUCUGCCCCGGAGGGAUGCGGCGAAGAGCGGCCGGCGGGAGCCCGCGCUGCCCGGCCCGGCUGCGGGCAUGACCCGGGGCCGGAGCGGGGCUGAGCCGGCAGCGGUGUGAGCCCUCGCCCCGGGAGGGCCGUGCCGGGGCGGCGGGGACGCCUCCCGCCCUGCCCAGCCUCCGCGCAUCCUCCGGCACCGCCUGCGCCGGCCGUGCCGAGCCGUGCCGGGCCGGUCGGUCCGAGCCGAGCCCUGCCGUGCCCAGUCGGUGUGAUCCGAGCGGUAGGAUGAGGGGCAUCCUCUACUUCUGCACGUUGAUCCUCCUGGAAGGUAUGGCAGAAGCUGUCAGCUCAAGCAGGGACUGCCUUCAAGCAGGCGAGUCCUGUACCAAUGACCCUGUCUGCAGUGCCAAAUUCAGGACCCUCCGGCAAUGCAUUGCAGGCAAUGGAGCCAACAAGCUGGGCCCCGAUGCCAAGAACCAGUGCCGGAGCACCGUGACGGCCCUGCUCUCCAGCCAGCUGUAUGGCUGCAAGUGCAAGCGAGGCAUGAAAAAGGAGAAGCACUGCUUGAGUGUCUACUGGAGCAUCCACCACACAUUGAUGGAAGGCAUGAACGUACUGGAGAGUUCCCCUUACGAGCCGUUCAUCAGAGGCUUUGAUUACGUCCGGCUGGCAUCCAUCACUGCAGGGUCUGAGAACGAGGUGACCCAGGUGAACCGGUGCCUGGACGCCGCCAAAGCCUGCAACGUGGAUGAGAUGUGCCAGCGGCUGCGGACAGAGUAUGUCUCCUUCUGCAUCCGGCGCCUGGCCCGGGCCGACACCUGCAACCGCUCCAAGUGCCACAAGGCUCUGCGCAAGUUCUUCGACCGCGUGCCGCCCGAGUACACCCAUGAGCUGCUCUUCUGCCCCUGCGAUGACACAGCCUGUGCCGAGCGUCGGCGGCAGACCAUCGUUCCUGCCUGCUCCUAUGAGUCCAAGGAGAAGCCCAACUGCCUGGCACCUCUGGACUCCUGCCGGGAAAACUACGUCUGCAGGUCACGCUAUGCAGAGUUCCAGUUUAAUUGCCAGCCAUCCCUGCAGGCGGCGAGCGGCUGCCGGAGGGACAGCUAUGCUGCCUGUCUGCUGGCAUAUACAGGGAUCAUAGGCAGCCCCAUCACACCCAACUACAUUGACAACUCAACGUCCAGCAUAGCUCCCUGGUGCACGUGCAAUGCCAGCGGCAACCGGCAAGAAGAGUGUGAGAGCUUCCUGCACCUCUUCACUGACAACAUCUGUCUCCAAAAUGCCAUUCUGGCCUUUGGCAAUGGAACCUACCUGAAUGCAGCUGUGGCCCCAUCCAUCCACCCCACCACACAGAUGUACAAGCAGGAGCGAAAUGCCAACAGAGCUGUGGCAACCCUCAGAGAGAACAUCUUUGAGAACCUCCAGCCCACCAAGGUGGCUGGAGAGGAGAGGCUCCUGAGGGGCUCCACUCAUCUGUCAUCAGGGACCUCCAGCCCAGCAGUUUCCUUCCACUGGGCAGCCUCUCCACUGCAGAUGUGGCUUCUUCCCACUCUUACUGUGCUGAGCCUUUUCGUGAUGUGAAGCAGGGCAGGCACAUGCCAGGCAGAGACUCCCUUUGUGUUGGUUUCUUUACAAAACAACCAGACCAGUAACUUUUUAGGUGGGAGGAGAGGGAAGAGGGAAGGGAUGGGAAGGAGAGGUGAGCAUGAGUGCAUCCCUUCCUUCUCCUCAUCCGUCUGCCAAUGUAUUUGAUUUUAUACAAUCAGCAUCAUCGAUAACCAGCUCAUUCUUGGUCCUGGCCACCUUUCCACCCCACAGCUUUGUUUUCUCUCCAGCUCUCUGCAGAUGGGGUUGAAGCCAUGAACAAUUCCUUGGAAAAGCUGAAGGAGAGAGUUGAGCCAAGUAAUGAGAGCUGCAAAGAAAAUGCUUUUGCCUGCCCCAGCCAAGAGGGGAAAGAUUUUUGAUGGCUGAGCUGUCAGGAGGUUUUCUGAAGCCCUGACUCACGGUGGGGGGCUCUUGACAGGACAUGUUAAGAGAUAUGGAGUUUAGACUGUCUCCAGGGUUGCUCAGGACCCAAAGGGCAGCCCACCUGGUUCAGAGGGAUGAAACCAGAACCCUGAUGAGAAGGUUUGUUCAUCGGAGAGGAUCCUGGAGCACGUCUGGGGUGGCUCAAGUAACCAUGCCAGGAACUGGUUUGCGGGCAUUAUACACCCGCUUGAAACCGUGGCCAGCGUGCAUCUCCAAGCUGUCACCUAUCCCUUGGGCCCUCCUUUUUAUAGAAAUGUGUGUCAUGUAUUGAUGGUGUUCAGGAAGAAACACGUGUGUUGCGCUUUGUUUACAGCUGGCUUUCUUCGUGUCCCAACCCUAGCAUCUCUAUUCAUUGGUCCUGUAAAGUGUUUGGGGUAGGUAUUUUUUUGUCAUGUCCAAAUAACCAGAGGCCAAUGUUAUCCUACUCCAAGCUAACCUUUCUCCACGCAGGAUGAACAUGUGAGCCAAUGGGCAGGACUUGAUGCGAGCCCAAUGCAACCCAUUCUCACGUGCUACCUGUGCUUCCACCAGUCUCACAGAGAGUCAGAGGGUCUUCAGUCAUGGGGUUUCAUUAGCUAUGCAAGCAAGAGAUAUGAUAGAAAAUGUUUGCUAGAUAAACCCUGUUGGCAUAAAUAUUCAGCCAAUUUUUGGCCAAGGGCAAGUCAUGAAUCGUGUCAUGGGUAGGGAGUGGAUUGCUAAGGUUCUCGCCCUUGCAGGUUAGCACAUGAAGGACAUUGCCUCCUGCUAAGUGCUAAUUACUCAGCUGAGAUGUAGUUUAAGCAAAGGCUGGUGAAGUCACCCACUCUACUGCAGCCAGAGCCCAUCUGGAGGGUGAAGAGAAAUGUCUCUCUGGUCUCUCAGACCACAGGGAGACAGAUGCAUGACCUUGGGCUACCUGAGUAUUCAGGGGUCUUCCCUCAAGGAGGUGAGCUGGAGACUCCCAGUGACUUCUUGAGGGGUUGAACCCUUCGUUAGAUCAAGCCAAGAAAGAACAUGGUAAGGAAGGGUGAGAAGGUUUCAUGGGAUAAAUGCUUACCCAGGCUGACCGCCACAGGAGGUACAGGAAUAGCUCCAGAUUCUUGCUGAGUAUUUAGGACUGGGCAUUGCAACAGCCCACUUAUUCCUUGGUUUGUACUCCUUCAAGGAACAUUGUUAGCUCCUUAGCAUUUGGGUGCAUAGAGAGGCUUAUCAGCAGCUGAUACAGCAAAGUCCAGCACUUUUUAUUCAUGUUGCCUACAGAGCACUUUCCGUUACUUUUUUUUUGCUUCAGAUUUUGCUGAGAAACUGCAAGAACUUUCUUGGGUUUUGGCCCAAUAUGAAACCACUCUUGUUUUGGAAUGAAUGCCAGUGGAUGUGUACGACAUGCACAGAAAUCUUCCUGGCUGAAUUCUGUCCAAAGUUCUGCUCCUUGAGGUCCUCGAGGUUUUAGCACCUGGUUGUCCUAACCCAGGACUGUGCAAAGGACCAUGCCAAGAUCCAAGUCUUGUGUGCAGGGGGCCAGGUCACAUUCUGAACUGAAACUUCUAUGUGAAAUCUUCACUACCAAGGGGCUUAACCCUGGUCAGAAAACCAGGUAGGAAGGUAGUGUUACAGGCAGGAAAGUUCCUCACCCCUCUUCAAAGGACCACAGCCAUGCACUGAGUUGCUGUGAACAUCUCUGUUAUCCAGGACAGCGAUGUCCUCUGAGAGACUGUGGAGCCAUCUGUGCAGCAAGUCCACUAGCUGCAACUCUGCAAAACUUGUGUCCUCUAAGGCAGAAGGGCAGAGGUGAGAAUGGGAUUAAACCCUGACAUUCAGCCCUUCAAAGGCAAGGAACUACCUCAGCACCAUGAGGUCAUGCUGUGAAUUGCCUUUUGCUGCUUUCCCUUAAAGUCCUGUAGUCAUGCCUUGUUCUUCUACACAUCUGGCCCCAGCAAGCCAGGUCUCCAUCAGCCUUUAAUUUUCUUUCAUGGGCUGAGCCUCUGUGUAGGACAGGCGUGCAACUGGCAGCUGCUUUCCAGAAGAACUCACUCCUACAGUCUUUCAUGGCCCCACUCCUGUGCCUCUUAUAACUCACUGGCGUCAAAAGGGCACUUUGCCGUUUCCUUCUCUAAUUGACAUCCAGCAGAGAUAGAUAUUUUCUAUGUGGCCAGGAUGAUUGGCAACCCCACUUCAGCUCCCCCCUAGGACUGGUAUGCUGUGAAAAGUAGGUGUGGAGAAACCUACUCAGAUUACCGGAGAUGGAGGAGACCUCUAGAGGUUUCCUAGUCCAUUACCAUGUCCCACAGGAGGCCACAUUUACACUUUCAGGCAUAUUUAUCUUAAACGGUUUUUAACAAUUCCGGUGAGAGACAUCCUCCCCAGGAUUUAUAUCUUGCUUUAAAGGCUCCUUAGGAUGUUAGCUUUCUCUGAGCACUACAGGCCAAAGAGAUCCUCGAUUCCCGUUGCAGUCUCUUCUCAAGUCCUCAGUUUUGGUAGGAUGGCAAACCAACAGCUAAAACUGCCCCAAGGCUGUGGAAGGUGACAGCCAGCUACCAUGGAUCGUAUCACAGAGGCAUUGCAUGAAAAAUCCAGAAAAUAUGGCAAUGGUCUGCUGUGAUCCCUGCAAAAAUUGCAGUGAGUUAGUGUAAAUGGGUGUCUGCUGGACUUUGCAUGGGAUUCCUCUUCAUGCCCUAGGGGGACCUGAAAAACAUCUGCACAGUAGAGGUUGCAGGUCUGAAAACGCAGUCCCUCUCCGCAGCCUUUGCCCUGUGCUAUGAGUUGGGACACUGCAUCCUUCAAGCACUGUCCCAGGCCAGGUCCUGCUCUCCCAGGGGUUCCCCGCCAUCUGGGAAUGCUUCAAAAUGAAGUGAGUAAGGCACAGAGAAAUGAGUCUCUUGCCCAGCAGGGAAGAUCCUGGGGGGUGGGUGCGGUGGGGGGUGAUCAGUUGCAUUGUGCAGAAUUAAAAAAAAAAAAAGAUGCAAAAGCCUGCAUGAUUUUUUCCUCAUCAUUUCACCCUUUUUGUCAAUUUUUAAUGUCAAUUCCCCCUCCAAGCCUGUUCACAAAUUAAAAUUUUCAAGAAAAGAUGGCUUUUGAGCAGUCCUUUUGGAGCAGGAAACCCAAUUACAUUUCCCCACCACCUCCAAACACAUGUGUGCAUAAGCAAUUUUUUUUCCCUUGUGAAAAGUCAGUAAUUUUCCUUAUGACAUUUCAUCUCUGCUGAACUCUGCGAAGUGAACCAUGGAUCUUCAUUUUUAAGCCUCUUGACUAACCACCAAAGUCAUACAGCUGCUUGUAAAAGCAAAGGACUGAGCAAGCCGAGAGAGAGAAAGGGAGACAAUUUUUUAGGAAUUACUCCAUACCUAAAGACUUUCAAAAGCACAAAGAAGAGUCAAGGGAAAAGUAAGACAAAAAGAAUCAGCCAAGCUUUCCGUAGCCACCAAACUCUAUUUUUUUGGCUGCUCAGCACCAUUCCCAGUGGUUUGGCAGUCCUGAAAACCUGUGAAAUGUUGUGUAUGUACAAAUCCCACAUGACUGUCAAAGCAAGAGCACGAGCAGGGAGGGAGACACCACAGCGGGUGGCCAGUGAUGGAGCGAUGGUGACGCUGAAGGCUGGGGGGGUGUGUGCACGUGCGUGUAGGGGAGGAUGGUUGAUACCUGCCUCUGCUGCUGGGGUAUAACCUGUACUUAUCUCUUCUGUACAUGUCAAUAUUCAAACAUAUCCAUGAAUAAAGCACACAUGCAUU